AUGGAAUCAAGUCGAAGUCCCAUCCUCACUCCCCUCUCCCCCUCAUCACUCCAUUCACCUCCCCCACUAUCCUCCGCAGGUCUGUCAUCAAGGAUCACCUCGUCGAUCAACACCGUUCAUCCUAGGAUCAGUACCCUUCUACCUAACUCAUCGGGAUAUCUGGCAUUCUUCUCUAGACCUAAACAAGAAACCUUUCAAAAGAACAAGAAACGGUCGAAUUCGUUGUCGAGUUAUUUUAGGAGUUUACCUGGAAGAUUGCAUAGGUCUUUCUCUUCAACUGUCUCCAGAGGAGGCCCAAAAGACAGACUGAACUCAACUGCUAGACCUCAAGAGUACGUGAGAAGAGAAAAGGAGAAAGUUGGAGUUACCAGGGAAAAGGAGUGGAAGGAUGUUGAAGAUGAAUGGAAAUCUCAAGCGAAAGGAUCAAAAGAAGGUUACAUGCAGUGUCUCAAUGGUGCGAAAUGUAUCAUCAUCACUGAUCCGAUUGGUGAUUUGACCGACGAAUUCCUCCAAUCAACAGUCAUCAUCUCUUCCUCUCAAGAACCAUGCCCUCAUGUUUCCGACAUAGCGCACCCAUCCUCUAGACGCAGAUCAUCUUCCACUCCCGAGGUGAGGCGUCCAAUUUUACCAACUCUACCUGGCAAAUCCAACUUGUCGCCUGUUCCUCCUUCGCCAGCAUCGUAUACACCUCUUAAAUCGAGUAGCGCGGACCACGAUGGGAUUCAUAGAGAUGGAUCACAUGAGGUAGAAAUGAUGGAUGAUAAUGCUAGAAUACUAGAUGUCAGAGCGGGAACAGCAAGUUCGUCGACUAGGAGAGUACCGACACAGAAAUCUGUUCAUCCCACUUUAGGUAACAAGUCGACUGAGAAUGGGGAAAUGGUCAACCAUCAUUCAAUCCCAGAAAUGGAUGAUUCAGAAGAAGAAGAUUUGAAGACACCUCGACAAGUGGAUGAAGAUGUCUUUGAACCGCUCAUUUUCCCUGUGCCAAGAGUCAAGCAACGUAUUCCUGAUCAUGGUGACAUCACCUUCGAAGUCGAUUAUGCCUCAGCAUCAACAACCAAAGCAGACUCUCCAACCACGAUCUAUUCACCUUAUAACGUGUAUACCCCUUAUCCACCCUCACGCCCAUCAGCACCUGUUCCGCCAUUGACUACUCCCUCUGAAAGAGCUUCCCUAGUACUCAACCCAGACGAGUACGAAUAUCUCUUACCUCUACAAUCAAUCGACAUAAUCAACACGCCGAUCUCGGAUCAUCAUACAUCCAGCUCGCAUCAUCACUACUCAACCCGCAUCAAGAGAUCACAUUCCACAUCGACACCAUCUUCUUCGACCGCUAGACCUAUCGUCCGACCCAAUAAUACAUUAAACAACGAUACUCCAGUAUAUUCUCUUCAAGGAGUCUCACAGUCCCUUUCAGUCCAAUUGCCAGCAACCACUUCAACUUACCAACCGAAUUUUCAGGGCCGUACAAGAGAUGUAUAUCGCGAACAUCUUCGAAGAGCCGUAGUCCAGCAAUACAACGAUUCGCCUACUCCCCGCAAACCUCCGAACCAAGGGCAGGGAGAUAUGCUGGUAGUGACUGAUCGAAGAGGGCAAGGGAACGGGUUGAGAAGGGCGUUGGGCAGAGGAUUAUGGUAUAAGAGGAGUAGGAAUGGAAUUUAG
Molecule: messenger RNA, 1662 nt
Organism: Kwoniella botswanensis
Lineage: Eukaryota; Fungi; Basidiomycota; Tremellomycetes; Tremellales; Cryptococcaceae
Exons: 2
Coding region: 1-1662 (553 amino acids)
Source: RefSeq, a predicted model, not a curated record